CGCGUCUGCGAAUGGCAUUCGUGCAUGAAGCGGCCGAGCUAUGGUCCUGAAGGUGGUCCUGCCGUCGCUUGCUCAUCGCAUCGUCUGGAGCACUACGUGGAUGUCAUCAAUGUAAGGUGCUCCUAUGCCGGCAGUUGCUCGAAGCGAGCUUACUUCGGAGGCGAGGACUGCGGGUGGAGGCCCACCUUCUGCGGGAGUCACCGACGCGCCUCUGACGUGAACGUUGUGGUUCGGGCAAGCAAUCACACUCAGAGAGAGAUCAGCGCUCGGUAUGCGCAUACGGGGGGAAGACCCGAGCGAUGCAGCAUCCAUAGGGAGGAAGGGAUGGUGCCUUUCCCGCCUACCUGCACCAGAACAGGAUGCAAGCGAAAAGCUAUUUUCGCUACCAAUGAAGGAUCGACCCCCACCGCUUGCUCGCUGCAUCGCAAGGCAGGGGACAUUGAUCUCGUGCGGCUGACGUGCGUGGUGCAAGGAUGCAACCUGUCGGCUUCCUUCGGCAAACUCAGCAAGUUCCACCCGCUGCAUUGCUCGCUCCAUCGGGACUACCAUGAGCGAGACUUGAGGCAUGGCUGCUGCUCGCACACAGGUUGCUUCAGGUCUCCCACCUACGGCAGCUUGUUCGAGCGACCGCAGCGAUGUGCAUGCCAC
Messenger RNA from Guillardia theta CCMP2712, 648 nucleotides. RefSeq lists its product as hypothetical. NCBI's taxonomy places the organism in Eukaryota, Cryptophyceae, Pyrenomonadales, Geminigeraceae. The transcript has 3 exons. The record is from RefSeq and is a predicted model, not a curated record. The annotation marks the transcript as partial.